Copidosoma floridanum is the source of this 839-nucleotide messenger RNA. RefSeq names its product protein snakeskin-like. Gene Ontology annotation, cellular component: plasma membrane. Gene Ontology annotation, biological process: septate junction assembly. Lineage: Eukaryota; Metazoa; Arthropoda; Insecta; Hymenoptera; Encyrtidae. The record is from RefSeq and is a predicted model, not a curated record.
UUUGACGCGGAACCGCGAGACACGCGUUGCUUGGUGUACGAGUGGUGUGCGGGCCCGUGUCGCGCCGUGCGUUCUAUUUUAUUUUCGAUAGUGGAAAUUGUUGAUUUUUUUUUUUUCUUUUUUCUAGCGGCAUACAAUGAUGGACAUUCAGACGAUCGGGGGUAUUGCGAUCAAGGGGGUCAAGUUGUUGCUAAACAUAGCGAUCCUUGUCCUCUACCGCGUCGGCUGCAACGGAGGGUUUUUGGGCGUCGGUGGGACAUGGAACUUGAACGAGGACAAAACUCCGGACGUCGAGAUCGUGGCGUCCGGCAUCAUCGUUGGCUUCUUCAUCUACACGAGCGUCGUCCUCAUCAGCUAUUUCUUCGAGGCUUUGGAUGGCAGCAAAACUGUCAUGGAGAUAAUAAUGAACUUUAUCGGCAUGUUCAUGUUUAUAAUGGUCGGUGGCACUGCUCUGCAUUAUUGGAUCGGUUACACGGGGGAUAACAGAUACGUUGACGUGUCGAGCGAGAAAACGGUCGGUAUCGUGCUUGGAGUAUUGUGCAUAGUCGAAGGAUUGAUUUAUCUUGCUGACCUCGUCAUGACAACCAUGCAGUAUUUGAAGCAAGAAUUUUAUUACGAUGAAUGAUGCUGCGCGGACUAUAAGUGUUUCGGAAAAACUUAGCUGAUGUAUUUUGUGAGAUCAUACGUACACGACAAAAAAAUCAUUGUUACGUUAAUUUCAUUCAGUGAGUUUGUUUUUAGGGUGGUUUGAGGCAAAUAGGUACAAGAGAAUCCCCCUUUUUUUUCAAUUCAUUGCAACAAACGGUACAGUUUAUAUAGCUAAUAUCGUUUGCCAUAUU